CUUUGAGGGGCCAAGUUGAUACUUGAUUUCUUCAGAUUGUAAUUUUGUGAGGGUGGGUUUACCGCAUGUGUAUGUGUGUGUGGUGUGUGUGCGCUUGUUUUUGUAUGUAUCUGUGCAUGUUUGCGUUUAUGUGAAAGUAAUUUUGCCAUGUCGACGUCCGGAACGCUUACUAGUUACUACGUUGACUCCCUCAUUCUGCCCGAGAGCGAGGAGCUUUCCGCUCCCAGAUAUUCCACCAGUCACGGGGGGCUUCAGCACCCUCGACAACCCACCUCCCUUAACGACCAUACCGAACAUGGGCCCUGCACCUUCUCGACGAAAGCCCCGGUCUUCAGCCCAUCUUGGAGCCAUGUACCGGCCCAGUUUCCAGGCGCCGUGUCCUCUGUCUAUCACCACCCUUACGGUCACCCCCAAGGCCCGGCCACUGGGGACCAGGAUGGUCGCUACAUGCAGUCGUGGCUACUGGAGCCGAUGUCUGGCUCUUUGCCCCUGACCGGAUUACCGACAACCCAUCACUACGGAAUCAAACCAGAGAGUCUGGGCGCAAGAGGGGAUGGCGCGCUGCCUAGCUCACACACAGCACUGCUGCUCUCUGAUUUCGCGAACGGGACUGUGGCGACGGCAUCCCCAUUGGACAAGGAUACGUUGUUGGGCCAUAGCGGCGAUCAGAACGGAGAGAGCGAGGAAAAACCGGCCCUCGAUCCAAAUAACCCCGUGUCCAACUGGCUGCACGCGAGUGCCUCAAGAAAAAAACGCUGCCCGUACACCAAGCAUCAGAUCCUCGAGUUGGAGAAAGAGUUCCUCUUUAAUACGUACCUAACGCGGGACCGUAGGUACGAGGUCGCGAGGCAGCUAAACCUCACCGAGAGACAGGUUAAAAUAUGGUUUCAAAAUCGUAGAAUGAAGAUGAAGAAAUUCAAUAAAGACGGACCAAAAGAUGAUUGACUGAAUGGAUAAUUAAAUCAGAACGUAAAUAUUAUAUGAGGAUUUUUGAGAAACCUCGACUCUGGCCUGUUUUAAGCCUACUGUCUAUUGUUUUAGCCUAACAGAAGCUAUUAUUUGUCGUGUUAGCAUGUCCGGCCUUACUCGUCGGUUUGAUGCAACUACCUUUAUAUUGCACAAUUGACAGUGCUGACUUGUUUUUGUUUAAUAUUAAAUAAUUCCUCGGCUCCGAGGGCCAAUGUGUAAGAUGUGUAAUAGGCCUGAUCUUUGUGCUCGUUUGGGUGUUCGUUGUGCAUUCUGUGUUAGUGUGUUAUUCAGGUUCAACUGAGUUUUUUUAUGUGAUUACGUUUGUAGUCUUUUUCUCUUCAUUGUUAGUCCAAUUACUGAUAAGUUGUAUUUUAACAUAGACUGUAGACUAACGUAAUUAUAUCAUUUUAAAUGGGUGCAUGAGCCUCAAACGCUUUUUGAAAUGCAUAAUAAUAUUAUUGGUAGAAGCUGUUUAACAAUGAUAUCCUAGUUUUGACUACCUAGACGUCUCUCAACUACCUGCAAUUGCAAUUUUUGUUGUGAGGCGAUAGAAUGCUUCAGAGUGAUUCUGAAUUAUGUCUGAAUUUCAGGGAGUAACAUUUUAAAAUUACAGUUUUGUUAGUGCUAGAAAGAAAAAUAAAUACACUGUAGGUUAUGUAGGUAAUGAAUACCUCAUGGUCUGGCGACCGUUCAGAUGUUUGAUUCACAAAUGUAAUUUGUACUUUAUUUAUUGAAUAAAACAAAUUAU
Molecule: messenger RNA, 1717 nt
Organism: Hypomesus transpacificus
Lineage: Eukaryota; Metazoa; Chordata; Actinopteri; Osmeriformes; Osmeridae
Product: homeobox protein Hox-A9-like
Exons: 2
Coding region: 148-945 (265 amino acids)
Biological process (GO): proximal/distal pattern formation; DNA-templated transcription; anterior/posterior pattern specification
Cellular component (GO): nucleus
Molecular function (GO): DNA-binding transcription factor activity, RNA polymerase II-specific; RNA polymerase II cis-regulatory region sequence-specific DNA binding
Source: RefSeq, a predicted model, not a curated record